Messenger RNA from Rhincodon typus (whale shark), 1575 nucleotides. RefSeq names its product ganglioside induced differentiation associated protein 1 (gene gdap1). Lineage: Eukaryota; Metazoa; Chordata; Chondrichthyes; Orectolobiformes; Rhincodontidae. The coding region runs from base 226 to 939 and encodes 237 amino acids. The record is from RefSeq and is a predicted model, not a curated record. Gene Ontology annotation, biological process: mitochondrial fusion; mitochondrial fission. The transcript has 6 exons. Gene Ontology annotation, cellular component: mitochondrial outer membrane.
UUGGUUUAUGCGUUUGAACCCAGCAGGAGAGGUGCCUGUGUUAAUUCAUGGCGAUAACAUUAUCUGUGAAUCCACUCAGAUCAUUGACUACUUGGAGAACACCUUUGAAGGCGUUAUUCAUUUGUUGCAUCAAAUCAUACUGAUUUUGAACUAAUAUACAAUAUGUAGACCUAGCAGACUCCACAGCUGGAAUGUUUCGGUUUCUGAGAAAACAUCCCCAAAUUGAUGCCAGAAGAAGGAAGUCUGUAUUAUCCACGAGUACAGCAUUAUCGAGAGCUGCUAGACUCCCUCCCAAUAGAUGCCUAUACCCAUGGUUGUAUCCUUCACCCAGAGUUAACUUUGGACUCCAUGAUUCCUGCAUAUGCGACCACAAGAAUUCGCAGCCAAAUUGGAAACACUGAGUCUGAAUUAAAAAAACUUGCUGAAGAGCACCCAGACCUACGUGAAGCAUAUUUAGCAAAGCAGAAGCAAAUUAAGUCGAAGAUACGGGACCAUGAUAAUGUAACCUACUUGAAAAAAAUAUUCCGUGAGUUGGAAAAUGUACUUGAUCAAGUGGAGACUGAGCUACAGCGAAGGAUUGAGGAAACACCAGCAGAUGAAGGACUUCAGCCAUGGCUCUGUGGUGACUUCUUCAGUCUUGCAGAUGUAUCUCUCAGUGUGACGUUGCAUCGACUGAAGUUUCUUGGACUUGCCAGAAAAUAUUGGGGAAAUGGAAAACGGCCAAAUUUAGAUUCUUAUUAUGAUCGUGUGUUACAACAGAGGACUUUUCGAAAGGUUUUGGGGAAUGUGAACAACAUUUUAGUGUCAGCAGUACUGCCUACUGCUUUUCGGGUUGCUAAGAAACGUGCUCCCUCUUUUUUGGGGGCUAGUUUUAUUGUAAGUCUGCUGGGAGGAAUAGGGUAUUUAGCCUUCUUAUUCCUUAAAAAGAGACUUUCAUAGAUUUUGUUGGUAUGAACUUACUCAAACUCUUGGUAAACAAAAUUGUAGAAGACCUGUGAUAUCUAGCACUUUGUUGCGGUUAUCAAGUUAAAAUAGAACGGAAUAGAGACAUUGCAGUAACUUGUUUUCUGUAGUAACAAAAUUUACUGUCACUAUUUUAUUUUCAAACAGUAAGAUUGUAAUUUGUGGAAAGCUUAAAUGAACAUGUACACAACACAAUUUAUUUAUUAUAGAACUCCAAAUAGGUUCACUUGUAUAUGUAGCCAAUUUCAGGUAGUAAAUUGUAAACUGGCAAAACUCCACUAUUUAUGGGUUACUGCACAUUAACAAUUCUACAAUGCACUUAAAACACCUUGGAACUAAAUGUGUGAGUUACUUGGAUUCAAAAGUUAGUCAAAAAUCUGUUCUCCAACCUGCAUGUAUCCAAAUUCUAUUCAUGGCUUCUUUUCUGUCUAGCUUUUGAUAUUAUGUCCUUGAAUGUAUUUUGUGGACAUUAACCUUCUAUAAUCUUUUUCGAGGGUGUGUACACUGUAUUGCUUUUACAGUUUCUUUGUUCUUGUUUGUUUGUUAGUUAAUUUGAGAAUACAGUUUCUAUAUCAAAUAGUCAUUGAAUAAAGGUAUAAAGCAAACAAUUUA